Messenger RNA from Pezoporus flaviventris, 1474 nucleotides. It is a transcript of the gene PNP, whose product is annotated as purine nucleoside phosphorylase. Gene Ontology annotation, biological process: nucleoside metabolic process. The coding region runs from base 399 to 1280 and encodes 293 amino acids. Lineage: Eukaryota; Metazoa; Chordata; Aves; Psittaciformes; Psittacidae. The transcript is spliced from 6 exons. Gene Ontology annotation, molecular function: purine-nucleoside phosphorylase activity. Gene Ontology annotation, cellular component: cytoplasm. The record is from RefSeq and is a predicted model, not a curated record.
AGUUGAUGCAAGCAUAUUCUAAUCUAUGCAGACCCACUGUCAGCUGCUCUUCUCUGGGUGGCUGCUGGAAAGUUGUGUGUGUGCACAUGUGAACUUUCCAGUCUUAAUCUACAUUAUAAAACAUGUGCGUGUGUGUAGGCUUUCUGCAGAGCUCUGGAACAUAUGUGUCAUGAGCAGUGAAACCAGAAAAGCAGAUGUCCUGAACAUGCCCCUCCUACCCGGGGAUUAGAGACGAUCAGGGUAAAGCAGAGAGAAGCUGGGACACACCUCCCUGCCUCACCACCAGAGACAGCAGCAGUUCGUGCAGGUUCAAUGGGCUUCUGCUCUUUGGUCAAAUAAACCCCUGCAGCUCUAGCCAGCAACUAUCCCCUUCUUUUGGUUAACCAGGAAGGAGGAGGAUGGCCUAUGCUGAGGAAGACAGAAACAGCUAUGAGAUGUGUAAGGAAACAGCAGAUUGGUUGCAUGCCCGCACUGCCCACUGCCCAAAGACUGCCAUCAUCUGUGGAUCUGGACUGGGAGGCCUGGCUGAUGUGUUGGAUAACAAGACAGUCUUUCUGUAUGAGGACAUCCCUCACUUCCCACAGAGCACAGUUGCAGGGCAUCUUGGCAGAUUGGUGUUUGGGGAGCUGAAUGGACAGCCCUGUGUCUGUAUGCAGGGACGUUUCCACUGUUAUGAAGGAUACUCUGUCAGCAUGGUUACUUUUCCCAUCAGGGUCUUGUUUCUCCUCGGGGUGGAGAUCUUGAUUGUCACAAAUGCUGCUGGGGGACUGAAUCCCAACUUCCAAGUGGGGGAUAUCAUGUUCAUUAGAGAUCACAUCAGCAUGUUUGGCUUGGGAGGGCAGAAUCCACUGCGUGGGCCAAAUGAUGAGAGGUUUGGAGUGAGGUUUCCCUGCAUGUCAGAUGCUUACGAACAAGACCUGCUUGGCCUGGCAGUAGAGAGUGCUCAGGAGCUGGGCUUUGUGAGCUUCACCCGAGAAGGAGUGUACUGCCAGCUGGCUGGUCCCUCCUAUGAAACCAUUGCUGAGUGCCGUGUGCUGCAGGCCUUGGGAGCAGAUGCUGUAGGCAUGAGCACAAUCCCAGAAGUAAUUGUAGCCAGGCACUGCGGCCUCCGUGUUCUUGGGAUCUCCCUCAUCACAAACAAGGUGGUGAUGAGCUACAACAGUCAAGAGAAAGCCAACCAUGAGGAAGUGCUGCGCAUCUCGGUGGUCCGGGCUGAAGCCUUGAAGAAACUGGUCACGCACCUCCUUGGCAAACUGGGGGAAAGCACAAACCCUUUGUGACCUCCACCCUUUUGUUGCUUGUAUCCUAAUGUGUGAACACUAACAAAUGGUGUUGGUGAGAUUGUUGUCUGAUGUUGAAUAGACCUGCUGAUUUUUGUACCUGUGCUUUAGCUGUUCAGGUGCAGAGGCUUGCUUUGCAUUUUGCCAGACUGAUCCCCUUGUUAGUAGCCAGUGACCAAAAUGGCUUUCUGGGA